AGGCUUUUUUUCGAUCUACGAAACUUUUGUCUUGUUUUGUAACAAGUUUGCCCACCAGCGUGUAUUUGAUGUAUUCAACAGCCACUGUGCAUGCAGGAGACAGAAACAAAAAAAACAAAAAAAGGCGAUUCUCGGCGACAUAAGGGUUGCUUCGCAUCGAAACGAAAAAUCCAAUCGAUACGAAAUCUCGCGACAGCAAAAAAAGAGAGAACUCAAGUGAAAGAAAAUCUGCCUGAAGAAGAAAAAGACUGCGAAUCUCCAAGGAAAAUAAAAACAAGGUCACACCAGCACACUAAAUAUGAGGUUGAUAUUUGUGGUACAAGACUGAUUGAACUUUCAGUUCUUCGAAACGAGUUGAAAUCUUGCUCAAGCUGCAAAAGAGGUCCAUUAUCCCUUACAAACAUUAUGGAAGAAAAUCAAAGUGGUCUCAGUAGUAUCUUCAACAUUAAAUGCAGCUUCUGUAGUCACGUAAAUGAAGUAAAAUCCUCUGCUGAACACAGAGCUGGAAGCCAUGGUCCUCUUGUGACCACAGAAGCUGCAUUUAAUGCUGAAGAUACUUCUGAGACCACUUUGUUUUUCUUCCAUAAUGUUUACAAGGGAUAA
Messenger RNA from Pocillopora damicornis (cauliflower coral), 603 nucleotides. RefSeq lists its product as uncharacterized. The record is from RefSeq and is a predicted model, not a curated record. Gene Ontology annotation, molecular function: nucleic acid binding. NCBI's taxonomy places the organism in Eukaryota, Metazoa, Cnidaria, Anthozoa, Scleractinia, Pocilloporidae.